AAUAUGCUGCCAGCAUGAUAUCAUGGAAACUUGUUUCCUUGUCAGUAUUACCACACCACAAAAUAAAAAUAUCUGUUUGUAAAAAAAAAAAUUAUUUGUAUAUAUGAUUUCCGACUGUCGUAACAUAUUUCAAAUUGGGGAAACCCAAUAGAAAUUACAUCAAAAUUAUUUCCAAAUUUGUAUUUAUUGCAAUAUGAGCGGCGAGAAGAGUUUGGCAGCACAGCGAAUUAAGCAGAGAAAGCUUGAUAAAAUUCGAAUAAUGAUAUUUGGAUGUCGCAAAGAAUGGCCCAAAACGACGCUGAGCGGCGACUCCCUGGCCUGCACAUCAAAGUCCAGUCAAGUUGUGGAUGUUUCGUCCAGCAGGUCGGAUAUAGGUCGCAUACCUGCGGGUGGAUUUGCACCAUGCGGCUGCCCGAUGGACACAGGACCCUCGAAUUCCACACAAUCCCUUUUCACCUGCGAAGUAUCCACUCAAACAGAGGACAAUGAAAGGAAAUCCACAAAUGAAACCGAACCAAGGGCGUCUGCGGAAUCUGUUUCAGGUCGGAAAGAUGUAGCCACUCAGUCAUCGUUUACGGAAUUGCAAAAUAACCCAAGAAGAUCCUCCAAAACGAACUAUAACAUAGUUAGUACAAGAUUUUUGCCAUCUAGUUAUAUAAUCAACCAGGAAUGCGAACCACAAUCUGACGCAGAUUCAGUUGCUGAAAAGCAUCCGCAAAAAUGGAGUUUCAGGCGUCCUCUUAUUGUGGUUGACCGGGGCCUACCAAGAAUUUCCGGGGCAAAAAGCCAGAUGCCGACAAACCAAGCAAUGAGUGACCCACAGACAAGAGACCAAAGAACAAGGGGCCAAUCAGCAAGAGACCAACGAUCGGGAAGCAAUUCAAGAGGAAACCAACAAUCGAGAAACCAGCCAACAAGGAACCAACAAAAAAGCCAAAAGAAACCAAAUAGAAAGCAAUCAACAGUUGCCUUUGAGCAGCCGCAACAACAAAGGCAGAGACAGGGACAGGGACAAAACCGAUCGAAUUUGGAGUCUGAGAGUUCAGCUACUUCUUUUGCGACCUCGAAUCAAUCUGAAGCAGAAGCUUCUGCGAAAAAAGACAUUUAUACUCAAUCUGAAGAUCAAGUCCCACGAACGGAGAAGCCCGCUGCCUCUUAUCCGUGUUCCCGCAUUCCCGAAUUACUCAAUCGGGUUUGUAAACUGGAAACAAAGUUGAAGAAUCAGGAACAAGCUCUUAGGAGCCUUCAAUGCGCCAUGAAGGCGAGCAAACCCCCAAAUUGCAGUGUCAACCAACCGCCAAAGAAAUGUGAAACGGCAUGCAAAGCGAAAUGUGCUGAGCGAUCCAUCCCGAAAUGUGCUGAGCAAUCCACCCAGAAAUGUGCUGAUCAAUCCACCCAGAAAUGCGAUAAAGAGCCUACCGAUUGUCAGACUUUAAAGAAGGAAUUCAUAGAUAUAUUCAUCAAAACAGAAACAUCUGCCACAAGCGCGUGUUCCCAAAAGGAUAUUAAAAAGCCAAUUGGCAUUUGUCCUGCGAAGAAUAGUUGUGAAGAUUCCCGAACAAUGUAUUUACAGUGCGUGGAAGAUUCCGACACUUUAAUUCAGCAGUUCAAUCAGAAGUUUGCCAAGCCAAAGAAUUGUAAAGGCGAGAAAAACAAGUCGCCUUGCCCGGAAAAAUGUUCACCUUGUUUGUCCGUCCUAACUAAACAAUGUAUAACGGAACCAGAAUCAGGAAACAUGCUCGAUAAAUGCGUUGGUCUAGUGGCCAAGAAUUCAAAUGUAAGAAAAUCUUCUUCAGCUUCUUGUUUGGCUGAGAAUAAAGUUGGAAACCCCUGUGACUCCCGUCAAAGUUUAAAGAAGGAAGUCUACGAGUCCGUACUGGAACAGUUUGUCAAGAACUUCCCCAAUCCUAGUAUGGAGUAUAGCCAGAACCUGGCGGCGGCUCAGAAACCCGAAGGGGAGCGGUACUUGUUCGAGCGCUUGUGUGCUGAACUCGUAAGCCUAUUUACCAAGCCAAAAAAUCUGGAACCGUGUGCAGUAAAGGAGGAGGACAAGCUCAAGAGGGUGACCAUAUCGGAAAACAAUACGAUUCGGGAGAAGGAUAAACUAAGUGAGAAGCCCUGCAAAGUGGAGAAGAUUUGCAAGGAUCCUGCGGUGUCACCCGGUGGCUGCCCAUCGUGCAGUGACAGUGGGAACCUGCCCGUCCUUGACAGCUUGGUUGACGAACUAAUGAAGCUAAUUGACUGCAGACCCUUCCGGGACGUGGUGCUGAUCAUAACGCGGCGGGGAUGUAAUAUCUAUCAUAUCAAUAUCCGUGAGAUGGCGACGGGCAAUGUGCUGGGCUGCUUGCUUGCCAAUGAAGCGGCCAUAACUGAAGCCAUGAGCCUGGGAUUGUUCGAGGAUAUCCACACAUUCUGUGAAUUGGACAAGCAAAGUACUAAAGAUGCCUUAGUACCACAGCGAGAGCCGGGUGGUGAGACUCAGUUGGAUAGCAGGGACAAAGAGAAGGCCAUGGCAUUUGUAACUCGAGUGCUGGGCCUACAGGCUGGGGAGGCCGAACGCUUCUUCUUCCUAACCAACGCCCUCAAAUCGGUCAAGAAGUCGUCGGAUCAGAGUCUCGUUGGACCGGAAUCAUCAGGGGCUACCGAAAACACUGGCCUUAUUGGCCGUGGAGCUAUCACUGGCAACCUGGUUUUCCUGGGCAAUGUUCACAAUGCACCAGGAACCUCCGGGUCGCAGUCAGAUAUGAGUGGGCGAGGCAUCCAAGCAUUUCCUUCGUAUGCUUUCUGGACAGGAUACUGAGGAUAAGAAUAAGGUUUAAAGUCCCGUAAAAAAAAAACUAGGCAAAAAUCAGUUUUAAACUAACAAAGUCUAAGUUAUGAAGGGUCUGAAGUUCAAGCUCAAAUCAUUUCUAAAAGAUAGCAAGCUACUUGCAUUCCCCUAUUUAUCUUUUUUAAAAUUUAAAUAUCUUAAAAAUAGAAGCCUAAUUUUAUAUGAAAACUUCAAGCAAUGUAACUUUUAUAAUACCGAAUAAAAUCAGGAAUCGUAUGCAUA
Molecule: messenger RNA, 3052 nt
Organism: Drosophila kikkawai
Lineage: Eukaryota; Metazoa; Arthropoda; Insecta; Diptera; Drosophilidae
Source: RefSeq, a predicted model, not a curated record